Molecule: messenger RNA, 1125 nt
Organism: Cherax quadricarinatus
Lineage: Eukaryota; Metazoa; Arthropoda; Malacostraca; Decapoda; Parastacidae
Source: RefSeq, a predicted model, not a curated record
AUGACGACCACCAAUUUCGACGACAUUCUGAACAAGUUGGAAAUAGGACCCUGGAACCUGAUGAUAUUUCUCCUUUGUUCAUUGUGGGGAGUGUUCGCGGCGAUGCAAGCUGUGGGGACGGCUUUCUUGAGUCCUGCCACUGACCACUGGUGCAGGCUGCCAGAGCUGAACCACUGGACCAACGCGCAGGUGUGGAGCUACGCCUUGCCCAGGACUACAGUGGGAGGGCUGCCCCAGCAUUCCCAGUGCGAGAUGUACACUAGAAACUACUCUCUAUUGGUUGGAGUUCCAUGGGAGGAGCGUCUUCAACACCUGCCUGAAGGAGACGUUGAAGAAGAGUCUCUCCCGACUCAGCCAUGCGAGGCGUGGCAGUAUGACACCAGCACCUUCAGUUCCACGCUCAUCUCGGAGUGGAACCUGGUGUGUGGGCGUGAGACACUUCGUUCACUUAUACAGAGCGUCUAUAUGAUGGGAUACGCAGUCGGUUCUCCUCUUGGAGGCUUCUUCUCAGACAGGUUCGGCCGUAAACGAGUAAUGAGUAUCGCGUUGUGGGUGUUUAUACUUGUGUCCAUCACUGGCUCCUUCUCUCCUUACUACGAACUCUUCCUUUUGUGUCGCUUCCUCAUAGCCUUUUCGAGCACCAUCGUCUACCAGGCCUCUUAUAUCUUAGCUGUUGAGUCGUGUACCAGGCGUCAGAGAGGCGUGGUGGGCAUCCUGUUCUCAGUACCCUCCGCCCUGGGUUUUAUGUUACUUCCGUGCAUCGCCUACUACGUUCGUGAGUGGCGAGCCCUGCACCUGGCUGUCUCUGUCCCUGUCAUCGUCCUCAUCGCCAACACAAUCCUCCUGCCGGAGUCCCCGAGAUGGCUGCUGCAUUCCGGGAAGUGGAGGCAGGCGGAGAUAGAGCUGCUGAAGGCUGCCAGGUGGAACAGAGGCAAGAGCUUUGACACCAGCUGGCUUCGCUCCACCCUGACCCAGUUGAAGGCAGAGUCGGAAGUAACGCCCUCCAAUCAAGUCUCUGUAACGCCCUCCAAUCAGAAGUCUGUGAAACGCCCUCCAGUCAGAAGUCUGUGUAACGCCCUCCAGUCAGAAGUCUGUGUAACGCCCUCCAGUCAGAAGUGCCUGUAA